AUGCGUUCAUUAGUUACUCUUAUCGCUUUUGCCGCCGCUGCUACUGCAGCCACUUCCCCUCUUGUCGCAAGGGAAGAUGCUGCGGCCUGUGCUAUGCGCACUCUCCUUUCUAGCACCACCUGCAACACUGGUGAUGCUGCCUGUCUCUGCUCUGACGGCGCACGCCAGGCAGUCAUGGAAGAGAUAAAGUCUGCCUGUGGUUCUGAACAGAGUGACUUGACCAACAACAUGGCUACUGAAGCAUGCCGCACACAGAAAGUGCGUCGUGCAACACUACCCUCCGCCACUGUUGUACACAUGGGUCUCGCAACCCCCUCAUCCACAUCAGCAAACCGUAUGAAUGGUGUCCAGGAGGCCGCUGGCCAAGAUGCAUGCAGCUGCCCCAACACCAAAUCCAAAACUCCUAACGCCCCCUCUGCGAACAACGCUGCGGACACUGAAAUGGAUCAAGAGUCCGAAAUGCCCGGCAAACCAUCCCACGGCUCCAACACUCCCUCUGGAAACUCUGCUCAGAGCAGUCAUGCCCAUGCUCCCAGCAUGAUGGCUACGCCCUCCGCUUCCUCCGCUGCCCACCACGGUCUCAUGGCUUCUCCCACUGCAGCAUCCUCUUCUCGCGCCACUAACCCAACUGAUGCUAGUUCAUUCUCUACCUUCAGGGGCGCUGGUAGCCAGGCUAUUCCUAGCUUGACUGUCGUUGCAGGUGGUGUUUUGGCCGGUGUUGUUGGUAUUUUCGCUGCUUUGUGA
Talaromyces marneffei is the source of this 744-nucleotide messenger RNA. RefSeq lists its product as uncharacterized. The record is from RefSeq and is a predicted model, not a curated record. The coding region runs from base 1 to 744 and encodes 247 amino acids. NCBI's taxonomy places the organism in Eukaryota, Fungi, Ascomycota, Eurotiomycetes, Eurotiales, Trichocomaceae. The transcript is spliced from 3 exons.